Leptosomus discolor (cuckoo roller) is the source of this 1581-nucleotide messenger RNA. The record is from RefSeq and is a predicted model, not a curated record. Lineage: Eukaryota; Metazoa; Chordata; Aves; Leptosomiformes; Leptosomidae.
AUGGAAACGUCGGGCAGCGUCGAGCCCAGUGCGCCACGGGAGGUGCCGGUGCCGACAGGAGCUGGGUGGCUUCAGGAGCGCGCCCCCAGAAAACCAACCCUGUCGGAAGAGUUUGGCAGCUUGGAUGUGUUGUGCGACAUGGAGGUAAGGACUCACCGGCUGCAUGUGUACAUUUUGUGACUAAGGGUUUUACCCCUGAACAAAGGUGUGACUCCACAUUGCUUUUGCUAUUUCCACUUCGAGUUCAAAGAAGAUUUUGUGAAGCUGUUCGAGAAAUCGCUGCGCACGCUCCCCUCCGUGGGCCUGCCCACCCUUCUGGCCUACAGACGGGACUCCUCACGAGAGAAUGUACAGAUUGAGACGGAGGAGGACUCUGCUCCGAGGUGCGAGUACUGCGGCAGCCUGCUGAAGCCGUUCCCCCUGCUCGAAGACGUCUGCCCGCCACCACAGGAUUACCAAUCCCAGUUCUGCUGUGAGCAGAACCGAGACCUCUACGAGUUCAUCGUGAACGAGAGGAGGAACUGUGAAGGGGCCCGGAGCGUCCCCGUGGCUGCGGGCCCCCGCGAGUCCCACGGCCCCGGUGCUGACGGGCUGCUGGCAGAGGAGAGAGCGUACCGGAGGCAGCAGGAGAGAGAAAUGGCCAGACAGUUGGCUUUCCUGGCAGCAGAGCCGACGAGUGCAGCUGAACGCUCCACCCGCGCCGGCACCAUUUCCUACCUGCUUUCUCGGGAGCCCCCUUCGCCAACGGGCUGGACGCUGGUGCCCGGUGAGAGUGCGGCAGAGCCCUCGGAGCAGCCCGUCUCCUGCAGCGUCGCCUGCUGCGGUUUCGUCCCCGUGGGCCGACAGGGGCUGAAGAACGAAUUGUUGGAAAAAUACUACAAACAUGGAGGGAAAUUCCUCACCAUGCUUCCAGAUGGAACAGCGCAGUUAUUCUAUCCGUCUGGAAAUCUGGCCAUCAUUGUCAUACGAGAGAAAAACCAGCUCACUUGCAUAGUACAGGAAGACAAGCCGAGUAACUCCAAAGUACGCGCGGUGUUUGAGUCCAACGGCAGAAGUACUUGCUAUUACCCGAACGGAGCCGAGUGGAUAACCAUGAGUAUUCAGGGAGGGCAGUAUUUGGACCAGGCAGGCAGCAGGGUGAGAAGGUGGAUGUGGCCAAACGGCAUCACGUCAUCAGGACCCCACGUCCCGCUGAGCCCCAUCUUCAUCUCCCUGAACCGGCACGUGGGGGUCAGGAUCCUGGGCCAGGACAAGAUCGUCGUUUCCUUCCUCGCCAUAGGGCAACAAGCCAAAUUCAACGUGGGAACCAAAGUGCAGGUCAGUGACGGCGGGCGGCUGCCUGCCCCUGCCCAGCUGGAUGAAGACGAGCUCCUGCUGCUUGCCUUCAGGGUGAGGAUCCUGCGGCUCUUUGACAGACUGCGUGGAUGCUUAAACUUUCCUUCCAAUGAGCAACGGGACAAAAUCAAGCCACCAGCAUACCUCAUCACACAGACUUUAAAGAUCUUACAGCUCUGCACAACCUCUGGCAUAAGCGAUGAGCUACGCAGCUCCGUCAGGGCGAUAGUAAAUGCUCAAGUCUGA